Messenger RNA from Rotaria sp. Silwood2, 792 nucleotides. The record is from the annotation of a GenBank genome assembly. Lineage: Eukaryota; Metazoa; Rotifera; Eurotatoria; Philodinida; Philodinidae.
AUGCCAACAAACAAAGGCAUUGUAUGUGAUUAUUGUGCUGCGAAAGAUUUCGAAGGUUUACGAUAUUGCUGCGAAAUAUGCAAAAAUUAUGAUUUAUGUGAUGCAUGUUAUAAUAAUGGUGAAGAAAGUUUACAACAUUCAAAAUCGCAUCCAAUGAAUUGCAUAUCUGAACCAAUAAUUCGUCAAGUAAGUUCAAACUAUGCGAUAACAAUAUCUCUUGUAUAACUGAUGUGACGUAAUUUUUCACACUCGUUUGAAUUAGAAUAUGAUUAUGAUAGCUCUGAUACACAUUCUUCAGUAGAUUUCAGUUUUUGAAAAUUGCUUUGAAAUUAUAAUAAAAAAAACAUUUACAAUUCUAAUAGGUUAUUCAAAGAUCUGAAGCAUAAAAAUCUAAAAGUUCAAAAUUAAAGAAAGCUAAAAAAUGAAAGUACAAGCAAAAAUUUUCAAAACUAAAAGCAAUCCAAAAAUGCAAGCGUCUUUGUUCUCUUUCUGUAUUUUCAAUAUGCAGAUCAUCAAGAAAAAACGCUGAACUUGCAACAAAAGUUUUACUCAAUCAUUUUCAAUUAUUAAAAGUUUCUCAUUUUAUAAAGUACGAAUCAUAUCUUCUUCUUGUGGGAAAAAGAAUUACUUAAAAUCUAUAACUGCUCUUUUAUCUUGAGAUCGAUAAUAUGUUUACAGAAAUUCUUUCAGUCUAUGAGAAAACAUGCGUCAUCUUACAACAUCAGUGGUAAGAGCUAGGGAGUAAAAAUGAAAUUUUAAGUUGCAAAAUAUCGAUAUAGUUGAAGUUUCUUA